AGUUAAAAAGAUGGAUUGUGUACCAAACUGUCACUAAAACAAAGAAAAAGGGAUACAAAGCUUUAAAAUAGUAAAAGCAAUUUUCUGAAUAAUGCUAUAUAAAACUGUGCAUCACUAAAGAAAAACUUUGAAUAAGUUUUACUUUGGAUGAUAAUGCUUCAUAAAAAUAAACAAUCCGGAAGCCCGAAACGAACUGUAGGGCUUGAGUCACCAAACCCUCUUCAUAAUUUUUGGAGGAAACAGAAAUUUCCCUUCUUCGUCUUUUAUGUUGUUGCUAGAAGCACUAGAUGGAUUUGAGGGUGCUGGGUUAGGAUUUGAACUCUGGUGAUUAGCAGCAGUGUCUUAAGAUGGCAGCUGAAGGAGGAAGUGGUGGUAGCACUCCUACAAACUCCCUCCCCCCUCCAGGGACAGGGGGUUACUCCACAGAAAUUUUUUCCUCUGGAUUUGACCACAAGUUCAUCUGCAGCCACUGCAAACGAAUCUUGCGCGAUCCUCUCCAGAGUUACUGUGGCCACCGUUUCUGCCGGGUGUGCUGCCAGGAACUGCUUGGCGAGGGACAGACAGUGCCCUGUGAGGAAUGUCAAGAAGAUCAGAUUACAGACACAGAGUUUAGCAUGCUGUCUCAAGAUCAGAUGUUCCCUGACAAUGCAGUAAAGCGGGAAAUGGCACGGAUGCCUACAAAGUGUUCAUACCCAUUCUGCACCUGGACAGGUAUCUUCAGGGAUUAUGAGUCACAACAUGAAAAGAACUGUCCUCACUGCCCUCAACCAUGUCCAGCCUGUGGAAUGGGUGUUUCUCGUGUUCUCCUGGAACAGCAUCAGAAUCAGGAAUGUCCACAGCGUAAGAUUCGAUGUGAUCAUUGCUUAGGAGAGAUCUCUGCAGGUGCAAGAGAGCUUCAUGCAGCAGAAUGCCAACAGUACCCACUGCGAUGUGAAGCGUGCGAUAAAAAUGGUAUACCCCGCUACAAGAUGAAGGAUCAUAAGGAGCGGGAGUGUCCUAAGCGCAGCAUCCACUGCCCUAUGGGAUGCACAGAACAGUUGACUAUGGACACAUUCCAUCAGCAUCUCACCAUGGGCCUAGGAGAACACACAGCAUGGCUUAUGGACCAGGUCCUGCAACUAGAACAGCGCCUUCUUGCUCUCCCAGUGGCCACAGCAUCAACCUCCAGUCUUGAUAGCAUAGUGACAGCUAUCAAUGGGUUAGAGCAAAAGACCACAGAACUUUCACGGCAAAUUGAAGAGCUGUCUCAGGGCGAUCUGCUUCGGCAGCAGGUGACGGACACUGUGGACAGAGUGAACAUGAUGGACCAAGUAAUGCCAGUGUUGCAUCAUGAGAUUGAGCAGCUGCUGCGAUCACUGGAACAGAUGGAGAGUCGGGCCCAUGCUGAUCGCCUGAGGGCCCAACAGCUGACUAGUCAGGUGGACCAGCUGACCAGCCAAGUGCGUGCACUGGAGCGCACCAUUGCUAUCAAGGAUGCCACCAUCGCUGAACAUGAAGUGCGCAUGCAGGCAUUGGAGUUUGCUCGCUUUGAUGGGACACUUUUGUGGAAGAUCUCUGAUUUCGAUCGCAAGCGACGUGAUGCCAUCAGUGGCAAAGUGACAAGCAUCUAUUCCCCAGCAUUUUACACUGGUGUGGUUGGCUACAAGAUGUGUGCUCGCAUCUAUCCAAAUGGAGAUGGCAUGGGGAAGGGCACUCAUCUGUCGCUGUUUUUUGUGCUGAUGAGGGGUCACUAUGAUAGUUUGCUGCCUUGGCCGUUCCAACAGAAGGUGACACUUAUGCUUAUAGACCAGAAAUACCGUGAACAUGUUGUUGAUGCUUUUCGCCCUGACCCCACCAGUUCAUCGUUCAAACGCCCUACCACUGAGAUGAACAUAGCCAGUGGCUGUCCUGUGUUUCUGCCCCUGUCGAAGUUGGUGAACCCACAGUUUGGUUACCUGAAAGACAACACAAUGUUUAUAAAAAUUUUUGUGGAAACAGACGGGCUAGACAAGUACACAGACUUUAACCCUCUCAAAGGACCUCUGCCCUCAGCAGCUCCUCCACAGUAGCUUCCCCUUAUAUUUGUCGGAGGCUUAUUGCAAGCAGCAAAGAUCUGACUGAUCAACACUUUGCAGGAACACCUUUCAGGUAAUUGAGAACAUAGUAAUACACAGAAAGUGUUAGUUGCCCAGGACUUUCAGAAAUAUAAGACGUGCUUAAACAUAGUAGCAAUAAUUGGGGUUGAAAUUCUUUUUUGUUUGUGUUUGGAGGCGCCAUAGCCUGCUGAUUAGCAUGCUCAGAUUCACUGCCAAAGGUUGCUGAUUUGAGACUUGCCUAAGCCUGUAACUAGAAAACUCCUUGUGCCCAUCUCACAGAUAGGUACCAGGUUUAUUUGGAAAGGUAGAAGGUAGCAAACAGAGGAUUGGGCUUUUGCCUCCCACAUACAUGGAUAGAGGGAACCACUCACAGUUUGAAGGUAGCAGUGCUGUAGUGCGAUGCAUAAGCAUUUGUCACCAGUAUAGUCAAGCACAUGUUCUGGUUUCAGAUCACAUCUUGGGUAUGCUGCUCUUUCUCUUUAUAUGGAACCUGUUUAGUGGGCCAGCUGCUUGACAGUGUUAUAGCCAUCCUUGAUGGCUUGGUAUAUAGCUCCAGUCCACUACUGCUCCCAUCUUACUUUCACAAUGAACCCCUUACCUAACCCUAACCCUUCUCCAAAACAAUGAACCCCUUACCUACACCCUUCUCCAAAACAAGGAAAGUUCAGGUUGAUGGCUGAAUAAUUUUUAUCAUUUUUGUUCUGGUUAUAUUUAAUAUCCAGGUCUGUUAGCUGUGAAUUGUUAUCAAGAGGCAUGCACACCCAUAAAGUAAAUCAGAUUUGGAGGUGGAGAGAUGAUCAGAUGUGCUUGUCGUGCUGCCUGACUUCAGCAUUUGUGGGAUAAAUGAUUUACAAAUGAAACUUAAUCCUGUUUCUAAUCCUAUCUGUGCUAGUUUCUUCCACUUUGCUGGAUGAGGACCAGGUUGAGAACAAAAAAUAAAACCCCACCAAAAAUCCCAAAAAGAACAAGACACCAGUUUGUACCCUGUAACAAAACAACUGGCAAUGACUUUGACCGAGUUUCGAGGAUCUCAUAGUGCUGGCAAGUGGUUUAUAGAGUUCGUAUUAUUUGAGAGAAAAUGAAUGUGCAUGCAAAAGAAAAUUGCUUGGACUUCCCCCCCCCCUUUUUUUUUUUUUGGAUGUUGUGUAUAAGAGACUCAAGGGAACCAUAACUAUAUAACGUUUUUCAUUAGUUCUGAAGUUAAUGUUUCGUUGUUCACAAGAAAACUUAUAAUAUUGCCCACUGCUUUGUCAUAUUGGGAUAUUUUAUGAUUGAGAAUACGUUAGCGAUAGCUAGGUUAAACACAAUUAAGAAUUUGGAUGCAUGAAUGGUAUAAUUUUUGUGCACCUUUGUGUGUGUGUGCAUGCCCAUACUUGCAUACAUCUGUUUGUGAUGGGACAUCAGCAGUGACACGCACAAUUGAGGAAUCAUUGGGGAUCAAAUUUAAAUUGAGGUUGACUUGAAUAUUAUCAUUAAAAAUUACAUUAUCAUAAAGUUUAAAACAUGUUGAAAAAUACUAAUCCAACAGAAGAGCUUGACGUUGUUUGCCAUGAAUUGUAUUCACUUGAUGGUGCAGUUCACAGUACAGUGAUAGUAAAUCUGAACAGGUUUUUGUAGCACUUUUAAUGGUACAGUGUGAUUCACUAACACAGAAUAAUCGUACAUUUACAUGCACACACUACACAAUAUGCCAGACAUAUAUAGGGGCACCCGGUAGUGUAUCAAAUCUCAUCUCUGGACACUCUGUAUGUGACACCUAUUUAAGUGAGAGGAUGUUGGCUCCGAUCUGAUCUUGGGAUUCUGUAUGUGACACCUAUUUGCAGGGCUGGGCAUCGGGCUUUCUUUCGGUACUCCUGUUUCUUCCCCACACCCUCUUCCCUGUAAUGUGAAAGCACCUUCCUACUAAACCAACCAACCAAAUAUUUAAGAGCAGAAUCCGCCUCAAACCAUUCAAAUCUCAAGACACUGUCAGUUUUGUGUAACAAAGCGCCAGCAAUUAAAUUGUAUGGCAGACCUGUGUGCCACGGCCAGAGGUGUAAUUGGUCUAACUGGAAUUACACAAUGUAGGGAUCUCAGUAUAUCUGAGAAUAGGUGAACGCACUUACUCCGUGACUGCUCUGGAAUUUCCUGUGGUAAUUCUGUCAUCUGGUCCAGGAAACUAUUGGUGUGAUAUUGAUGCCAGCAGGGUUGCUUAAGUUGUGCUUGCAUGCAUGAUUAAUUUCAUCCUUUGAUAAUUUCUUUAGGUUUUUGUUUAUGAGCCAGUUUGCAUUCUUCAUCAUUCACUUGGUUCUGCUGUCAUUUAUAUUGUAUUUUCAGGUAUUGUCUUUCACUGUGUCACAACAGAAAUUACAUUAUGUGAUCCUUCCAAUGUAUUUGAUAUGCACAAUAUACUCUUGUCAUAAUUUUUUUAAACCAUUUAGAAAAUGUUAGCAUUCUGUGUACAGUUUAAUUCAUCAGAUCUUAGAUUUGAACGAAUUACAUCUCUGUUGAGACAGCUCAAUUUUGUGAUGGAGAAAAAAUUCUUUUUCUCAUUUUUAAAAUUGAAAGAGGCUUACUUUACUUAUUCUGGGUGCAAUAACUAGCAAUAAUUGGUUCUAUUUUUGUUUUGUUAGCAUAUUUUAUGUUUAAUUUUAAUGGCUGGUUUUGUCAAUUGUGUUUUUCGCACAAAUUGCAAUCAUCAGUCACCAUUAUUGUACACUGCUUGAAGCAUUCAGUAACAAAUUUUGAGAAAAGGGAAAAUAUAAAAUAUUAUUUUAAAACUAUCACAGAGAUUCUUUGGUAGAUCUGAUGGUUACAGUUACUGGAGUAACUGUUGUUAGUUUUACCUGCUAAGUGAUAUGCACUAGAACUUGAUGUAUCACUAUUUGCACAUACGUGCACAUUAAAAAAAUACAUGGUAUUGAAUAUAUGGAUGAGAAAAUGAGAUUGUGCAUUUCCAUUCAAGAUCAGUAGAGACAUUACCUGACAUGAAGGAAGCAUAUUGCAUAUUUUUGAUCAGCUGAAAAUGUCAAAACAUGAUUUUUUCCCUUGUAUUAACUGUUACAGCGUAGGGUUUUUUAAUGUUUUUUAACAAAGCAGACCAAUGCUUGUGUAAAUUGUAAAGAGUUAAUUUGUCUUUACUUGGGAACAUGAAUGCAAAAUUUUGUUGUUUAGAGCAAUCGAAAACAACAAAUUGUAUGGUGAUGUAGCGAAUGUCUUGUGUUGGCAUGUACAGGAUUUCUGAAAAUCAAAUGCUUUUGAAGGGUUGUACAAUUCACUUCCAUAGCCAUGUUUGGUUCCAUCUUAGUCUCUAAGACCUAUGGUGGUUUGCUUGUCAGCACUCCAGCUCUUCACAGCUCACUUUAAUUCUUUGUUCGUACUUGGUGAGUUCUCUCUCUGAGCCUAUUGCAUCAACCUUUGCCUAGUGCUUGAGAGGGAUGUCUCAUCCUUUUCCAUCUUUUAUCCUCUUCUUAUCUUUUAUACUUUCUUCAUUUUCGAGUGAAACUUUUAGCUCUCUGUCUUUUUACAAAACAAAAUACUUAUGCUUAUUAGUAAAAUUACCACUUUAAACAUUCUAGAUGUUGUUUUGUGUCUAUUCUUCCACAUUUUUUUUUUUUAUGUGUUGCAAGGUAAAAAAAAAAGUAAGACACUUGGGAAUCAAUAUAUUAUGUGGCAGUAUGGUGUUAAUAUGUUUUUGGAUGCUUUACGAACAUUUGAAAGUACAGGAAUCUUUCCAAAUAUUAGCAUAUCAUGUUAUAAGUUGAUGUGGUACGAGGUCAUUUUUUUAAACACGAUAUUCCUUGAAAAUAGUAGCAUACACAAUUAAAUGUUGAUAUAAAAUUGUGCUUUAAGUUUAUGAAAAAGUCUUGGUAAUAAAUCCGGGAGAUGUU
Molecule: messenger RNA, 5944 nt
Organism: Pomacea canaliculata
Lineage: Eukaryota; Metazoa; Mollusca; Gastropoda; Architaenioglossa; Ampullariidae
Product: TNF receptor-associated factor 2-like
Exons: 9
Coding region: 348-2048 (566 amino acids)
Biological process (GO): positive regulation of JNK cascade; protein K63-linked ubiquitination; tumor necrosis factor-mediated signaling pathway
Molecular function (GO): protein binding; zinc ion binding
Source: RefSeq, a predicted model, not a curated record